AUGGAUUAUCUGGUUCGGUUUGCCCAACUCCAUGAGACCUUCCGACGGCCGGAACUCGAAGCCUGUGCCACACUCGCGGGUGUUAGCAUCGAAAUCAUCGCCUACAAUGAAUAUUCACCAUACUGUGUCGUAAGACUACCAAAUGAAGCUGCGGCACGGGCAGUUGCCAAGCGAAGUAUCCUGGUCAAGGAUAUCUUCGAGCUAUGGGGUGAAGGCACCAAUUAUGAAGAGCUACAUGCAGAUGUCCGUCGACGAACCCAUGGUCGUUGGAACGACUACAUCGCUGUCCCGUUCAAAUUCACGAUUGACUACUUCGCAGGAACGCGCAACACAGUUCAGAAGGGAGAAAUCAUUCGAUCCUUUUCAUAUAUGGGGUUCAAAGGCCCAAUCCGGCUAUCAAACCCCGAUGAGGAGUUUUUCGUGAUGGAAGAGUACGUCGACGAUGUUGAAGUCUCUAUACUGGGCACGACGCGCACAGGAGAUCCGCGGAAGAUUUACCUUAGUCGCAAGAUUGCCGAUAGCUGUCGCGAAGCCGUGCUUAAAUACGACCUCAAGAAGCGUCGUUAUAUUAGCACGACUUCCAUGGAUGCGGAGUUGAGUCUUAUUACGGCGAAUAUGGCUCUUGCAGCACCGGGGAAAUUGUUCUUCGAUCCGUUUGUCGGAACUGGAAGUUUCAUAGUUGCUGCUUCGCAUUUCGGGGCUCUGACUCUGGGUGCAGACAUUGAUGGCCGUAGCUUCCGUGGCAAAGAGAGCGGAAAAUUGGGCAUAUACGAGAAUUUUGACCAAUAUGGGAUCAAGAGCAAAUUCUUGGAUACGUUCACUUCCGAUCUUACCAACACGCCACUGCAGAGAACCGCCGUUCUUGAUGGCAUUGUCUGCGAUCCGCCAUACGGUGUGCGUGAAGGACUUCGGGUUCUGGGAAAUCGUAGGGGAAAACCUGCGGUCAAUGUGAUCAUUGAUGGUAUUCCUGCUUAUCUUCGACCUGGUUUCAUUCCUCCCAAAAAGCCUUAUGGCUUCGAGGCUCUGCAAAACGAUGUUCUCAACUUCGCAGUUCGCUCCUUGGUCCCCAAUGGCCGUUUGUCAAUGUGGAUGCCCACAACAAAUGAUGAGAAAACCGAGUUCCCUGUUCCCAUGCAUGAGAAUCUCGAGAUUAUCAGUAUCUCUGUUCAGAAUUUCAACACUUGGGCUCGCCGACUUAUAACCUACCGCCGUCUACCCGAGGGAGAAUUGUCGGAUAUCUCACUGGCCCGGAAAAAUAUUGACGACCAAGGUACUAGUGCAGAUGCUCUCAAUGCAUUCCGACGAGUGCAUAUGCUCCCAGGCCACGGCACUAGGGUCGGGAAGGACCAAAAAACGGCCGAAUAA
This is a messenger RNA of Penicillium hordei, 1365 nucleotides long. Its product is annotated as tRNA (guanine-N2-)-methyltransferase. NCBI's taxonomy places the organism in Eukaryota, Fungi, Ascomycota, Eurotiomycetes, Eurotiales, Aspergillaceae. The coding region runs from base 1 to 1365 and encodes 454 amino acids. The transcript is spliced from 5 exons. Gene Ontology annotation, cellular component: cytoplasm. Gene Ontology annotation, molecular function: nucleic acid binding. The record is from RefSeq and is a predicted model, not a curated record. Gene Ontology annotation, biological process: methylation.